Molecule: messenger RNA, 4821 nt
Organism: Theileria equi strain WA
Lineage: Eukaryota; Apicomplexa; Aconoidasida; Piroplasmida; Theileriidae
Exons: 2
Coding region: 1-4821 (1606 amino acids)
Biological process (GO): transcription initiation at RNA polymerase III promoter; 5S class rRNA transcription by RNA polymerase III
Cellular component (GO): transcription factor TFIIIC complex
Molecular function (GO): DNA binding
Source: RefSeq, a predicted model, not a curated record
AUGAUUUCAGCUGAAAGGUCUGGACAAUAUGACCACUUGAUGUUCAGACCAAGCAAAAAAAGGAAGGGUGGAUCUGUAGAUUUACAUGAUACCAUUGAUCUCUCAUUUAUUGAAUCAGAUGAUUUUGAAAAAUUCAUAGAUUCCACACGGUUGACAUGUUCAAAUCGUCUGAGAAUAUGCAAAUUAAAUUUGGUUUUAUAUGAGCAAGUUGUUAGAAGUAGUGAACGGUUCCGCAUAUUGCUAUUAGUAGCAUCAAAAAGAUAUGCAGGAUGUUGGCAAUCAGAUUUGAUGAGAGAACUAUCUAUAUCACCAAAGGAACUAUUUGUGUUUCUUAAUUCGUUAUGCAAACUGGGAUUGAUUUAUAAAUUAAAUGUACCUCAUAACCGCAUAUCAAAAUGUUUGUUAAAGAAUACUGUUAAAUGCUAUGAUGAAAAGGCACAAGGUUCAUCAAAAAAGGUAGAUGGUGGAGCAUCAAGAUUGCAAAAUUCCUCCUCUCUAUGUUUUUAUGCAAAAUACUUUGUCAUUGAUAAGCUUCCUGAGCAUAUCAGAUCUAUAUGCUUCAGAAAUAUCAAUGAAAACGCAGAAAUAGCAUUAAUAAGUAUGCUUGAGCGCGAAGAAAACCAUAUUUUACUGGAAAGUGAUUGGAAAGCCGCGUAUUUUAAGAUGGCAAUGGAAGAGAUAAAAUCCUUAAAUACCCGGAUAGAAAACUAUAUAAUAUCACGGAGCUAUAUAUCUUUUCGUAAGUUGUUGGAAUCAAAGAAUAAAAUUAGUCGCACAUUUGCAUGGUGUCCACAAACAGGACAUUUUGAAAGGUGUAUAAUGUUAUAUAAGGGUCCCAUAGAUGAUACAAUAAAAAUAAACUUGAAUGGUUUGCUUAUCCCAAAUAGAUCAAUAUGUGUUAUAAAUUUGAAAAAGUUUGAAGGCGCUGAGGAUCGUUCGGAAAUUAACCAGAAAAUUUCUCCUACUAACAUGGAUUUUAGCGGUCAUUCAGCUCAAGAAUACAUUUAUUACGUCAUAAAACUAUCUCAGAAUGGUGCGAUUGCCAAAGAUAUAAACCGAUAUGUCCCUAUAAAAUAUAGACAGCUUUCAAAAAUCCUCUUUAAUUUUGAAUCGACAGGCCUGGUUGUAAAGGAAACAGAGCGUUCUGGGAAGACAUUCAUGUAUCGUUAUUACGUUAACAAAGAAACGCAAGCUGCUAAAGAUGAUAUAAUUCCAGAAUUACUAACUAUCGACGGCGCAACCACAGAAGAGGUUCCUUCGCAUGGAACUACCUUCACAAAAAAGGAGGAUAUAAGUUACCCAGAGUUUUUGUCAAGACAGAGGUUGUAUUAUACAGAUGAAUCAGUUUAUGUUAAGGACUUUGAUCUUAUCUUUGGAAAAUUGUUAGAAUUGCCAAAGCAAGUGAAUACUAUAAUGUUCAAGAGACGUAUGGUGUUAUUUCACAACUAUAUAGAUUGCUUUAAAGCCGCUACAUUUUCCAACAUUGCAGCAUUUUAUAAUGAUAUGGAGAACUUGAAUACUAACGUUGAUCGAAAAACUGUAGUAAGAGUGUCACAAUAUGUAGUAACAACGUUAAAAUAUAUCAAAAAACUUAAAUCUGACAAGUUGAAGGGUACAAAAUUAUCUGUAGCCAUAGUUUAUGAUUCCAGAUAUUAUAAUGAUUUGGAUGCCUACAAUUAUAUACGUUCGGAUAUUGUGCGUAAAAGGAACAUAUUGUCGUCUCACGCUGCUGCAUUGAAAUCUAAGAUUAAUGACUCAUUUAAAAAUUUGGAGGAUGUAAAUAGUAUAAAAGAGUCUUCUAUUAUUCCAGAUAUUAAUCAGAAUGAAAUAAUAAUGAGCCAACUUAACAUACAGAUACCCUCUGUCGUUAAAAAUAUAUCGGUAAAUCAGCAAAAUCCACAUAGUAAAGGUGAGGAUAUCACAACAAAUUUUAGUCAGAAGCUUUUGUCAUCCAAUGGGUUCAUAUUUCCAAUAGUGACUAGAAUUAGGCGAUUGCAUCUCUUCUUGACAGAUAUAUUCAGUGAUUCAUCUCGUUUUUCUACUCUAGACGCAUUAAACUCUAUGAAUCUGGAACUUUUUUUCCAGCUUAUUGGCUGUGGAUAUGAGGUCUCAAAUAUUAAUCAAUAUUACGAAUCUACUACACUUAUAAGAGACUUGCCGGAUGAUAUCUUGAAAAGUUUGUCAAUAGGAUUUGGAAGGCGUGACCCGGUUCAAAUUUUAAAUAAUCUUUUGAACUUCUUAUUAAGAAUGAAGUUGUUACUAAUGCACGAAAUUUACUCUGAUACAUCGGCAAAAUGUAUAGUGGAGUGGGAGUUAGUAAAAUCAAUAAACCUUCACAGUUUUCUUCAUCCUGAUUCCAUAAUUGGUACAUACGAUUUGCUUAAAUCUCCAGAAAUUUAUUGGAACAGUUUAAAGAUUGAAGUAGAUAAUUACAUAAAUGGGAAAUUUGAUGAGCUACCGUCAAUUAUGCAUAUAAAAGAGAUUUUUGUAAGGAAAAAUUGGAAGAGGGUCUUUUAUUUAAGCAAUGUUGUUCGUAACGAACUCGAUAUGGCCGUAUCUAAUUGGUUGAAAUUAUCUUGCAAUCGUUUAAACGAGAAAAGCCUCCUGAAAUGUUUUCAUGUUCCAUUUCAGAUUGUUUCAUUCCUUUCAAAUAGGUUCAAUGUACCCAGCACUCAAAUAUUUAAUUUCAUUUUGAACAAAAUUAAGUCUAACAGAUACACCACUCCUUACGCCACUGAUGAUCUCAUUGUACACAAAAUUAUAAGAAACAUCAGCAAAGAUUCUGAAUAUUUAUGGCUUAGCCGGUUUGUAAUAGCAGAACGACUUUGCAAUGCUAUCUUCCAGUAUAUGUAUACGUGCAAAAGUACAAUGGAGGAUGGUAAAAAUGGAGAUGAUGUUGUUAUGGAAGAAAAAGAAGAGUUACCUGCACAGUCAUCAUUGGAAGACAUAUGGAAAUUCAUGUCCAUUUUGUUCGAAAAGAAGUACACUCCGGAAGAAUGUGUAUCCAUAUUUGAUUAUAUAUUAAACAAAUCAACAUAUAACUCAAGGUUAUUAAAAAGACUUCGGAAAUUGGCUUCUAGUGAUAUCAUAACUUGUGCAUUAAAUUGCAAUGUACCAAUGCUCUUGUCUUGCAACAAAACAACCGAACACCACCAAGAUACAUAUAUUACAAAGUUAAAAUCCUUGAUAUUUACACCUGCAGUUAAUUGGAGACAAACCUUUUCCUCCUAUUUUACGGACACUAAAAAAUUAAAGAUAAUCUUAAAAUCAUGGGUUGAUAGGGGAUGGAUUGUAAGAACUAAGAAAAAAACCCAUAUUUUUGGCAAAUACAAGCUGAAUACAAUUUCCAAAAUUAAACUGUUCGGUAAAUUUUCGGAUUUGCAUUUUUAUGCAAAUGUGUUGAUUUCAAAUUUUUCAUUGUUUUCUCCGAAUAAUAAUCUGAAGAAUACUGCAGUUAAUAGGAACGAACAUGACGAUUGUAAAACAGAGAGUUCUAUUUCAAAAUGUCUGGAUAUGAAUAUAUAUUCAGUUUAUAAUUUAAUGGAGCAAUUAGCAAAAGAACAUGCCUCAUUGGAACCAAGGUGGUCUAAUAAUAAUAAUAAUAUUGACAAAAAAGCUAAAUACAAUUAUGCCAGAUUGAUCGAUGGGGGUAUAACUAAGCAUAUAAAUGGUUCUAGUUCUGAUACUUUAUCUAUUUCUUCUGUUGAGGCAAAAAUCACUGAUGGGCAGAUUGUCUCAGAAAACAUAAAUAUGUUGCAAAAGGAUGCAAUUACCAAGGAUCUUGUUUGUGGAAAUCAGAUUACAGAUAUCCUUAAUCCACUGGAAUCUGAGAUUAUACUUUCAAAUAAUAUGAAUUCUCAUUUUCCUCUUAUAAGUUAUACUUAUAGUUUUGACCCUGAAGUGAAGGAAAACAAACUUCGUUACAAACCAUUACAUAUUAAACCUUUGGAAUCUAGAAAUAUUUUUACACUGGAUGAGAUUUUUCAAUACCUGAUACAUAAUGUAUUUGAUGAUUUUCCUACAAGUGUAAAUUUGGAAGCUUAUCUAUACAAAUUGGUAGAUAUUGUAAGGGGUUCAGAGGAGAUGGGUAUAUCUUAUUCCAAUCUAAUGGGCAAAUUUAGGGAUAUGACUCCAUAUAAGGACGUUUCAGAUGUAUUUUCUAUUGUACUGACAGCUGCUCAACUUCUAAGAUUUGUGUUACGACUAGCCACAGGUGCAGAGUAUACCUUUAUAUACUGGGAAUACGGCCAAAACUUGUUGGUCGAUAAACAAAGGAUUCUUUAUGAUACACAAGAACAGGGGGUAUCAACCUGUAUUCAACGACCUGAAUAUAUUUCACCACUUUUUUGGAUUCUCUGGGAAGAUCAACCAUUUUCUGUGAGUUCUGAGAAUUUGAACAACUUUAUUGGAUCCUUGCAAGCAUUUGUGAGCGACAGCCAGAGAGAGGCUUUUGUUUCCAAUUUCUCUAGGACGAACUUGGCGGUAUUCACAUCACUAGAUGGGCAUUUGAACAGGGGGUUUCUAGCUUUUGUAUCCUUGAGAAUAUUCUUCAUGUUGAAAGAAAAACCAGGGCAAACAUUAGAGGAGGUUUGGAAGGAACUGGUUAUCCUGGAUGAAUGCGAAGUAGAAAUGUUGCUGGAAUCUAUGGUAAGCAUCGGUCUUCUGUUAGUAAAAUCUAUUGAAUCGCACAAUGUAAGAACGGAGCCAAUAUUUAUUCCGUUAGAUUUGUCAGAUUCUGGAUCCAUAAGACUAUAUUAUGCCCAAGAAUCAUCAAUAACGCUCUGGAAAUUUAGACACAUAUUAGUACCGUUUUUAAAGUGA